Molecule: messenger RNA, 1564 nt
Organism: Paramormyrops kingsleyae
Lineage: Eukaryota; Metazoa; Chordata; Actinopteri; Osteoglossiformes; Mormyridae
Gene: cav4b
Product: caveolin 4b
Biological process (GO): cell differentiation; caveola assembly; regulation of cytosolic calcium ion concentration
Cellular component (GO): caveola; focal adhesion; sarcolemma
Molecular function (GO): molecular adaptor activity
Source: RefSeq, a predicted model, not a curated record
ACAGUCAGGCAUCACCCACCGACACACGCACACAGGUGGGGGCUCACAGAGGGUCCUGCUGGUGCGGAUCUACCCAGGAAUGAACCAAACGCUCUCCUGAUUCACACUCGCCGUCGCUGAUAACGCUCAUAAACUGGCAUGAAAUCAGAGUAAAACGUGAGCAGAGUGGCAGCGUAAACCAGUCGUCGAGGCAUUAAGGAAACCGCAUGGAUUCUCAUAUUAGCUACUAAGACUUAUUCAGAUCAGGUGUAUUUACAUUCCUUGGAGUUUUUGGACAGAAAUCCUGCCAGGAAGGUGCCAUGAUGUCAGAAGAAUACCUGGUGGAGUGUAAGAUUGAUGACGACCAGGAAAGGCUGCAGCAAACCCCGCCCCCACCUCCACAAUUCUCCUCAAUCUCGAACCCACCCUACCUUUCUCAGUAUGAGACCAGAGACCCCUACAGCAUCAAUCAGCACCUGAAGGUAGAGUUCAGCGACGUUCUGGCAGAGCCAGCCUCCACUCGCAGUGCUGACCGUGUGUGGAUCUACAGCAGCAUCAGCUUUGAGACGGCCCGCAUCUGGAGCUACCGCUGCCUGUCUGCGCUCUUCGCCGUGCCCGUCUCGCUGCUAUCCGGCUGCCUGUUUGCCUGGCUCGCCUGCCUACACAUCUGGUGCGCCAUGCCCUGCGUCCAGCUGUGUAACACCUGCCUGCCCUGCCUUCGUUCCCUCUGGCUCAGCGUGGUCAACAUCUUCAUCACCCCCUUCUGCUCAUCUGUGUCUCGCUGCUGCAGCGGCCUCUAUGUCUCGCUCUCUAAGGACUGAGGGGGAGAGAAGGGAGGGAGGCCAGCUUCCCUCUGAAUCCUUACAGGGAGCUGGAGAGUGAUUAAUGGAGGUUAUCACAAACUUCAGCACAGCAGCCAAAAAUUGUGGACUGUAGUGGUAAAAGUAAUUUUCUUUAACUACCCAUAAUCCACCAGGUGAAAAAUUCUGAAUUACUCAGUUUCCCAACCCAGUCCUCAGGAACCUCCAGACAGUCCAUGUUUUGCUCCCUCCCAGCUUUCGGUAGCAAAAAUGUGGACUGUCUGGCAGGGAGCAAAAACGGACUGUCUGGCAGGGAGCAAAAACGGACUGUCUGGAGGUUCCUGAGGACCAGGUUGGGAAUCACCGAUCUAGAUCACCAUCUGGAGCAUCAUGUUUCUAGAUACUCUCUAUGAAAAAUUAACUGGAAUAAUUUUAUAUUCAUGUGUGGAUCUUGAAAGACUGUUUAACACAGUUUUGUACAUCAAGAACCAUGGUGAAAAAUCAGGCAGUGAGGUUAUUGGUGGCUUGAAUGCCAAAGAGUUUGUUUUGUUUUUCUGGCACAAAAAAUAAUGUACUUUCAUUAUCCACCCAUCCAUAUAUGUUUAUGAACGGUUCACAAUAUAUAUCUCUAAUGGCUGUCUCAUAUCUAGGCCUUAUAUUGUAAUUGUAAUAUUUUUACAGCAGCAUACAAAUAAAUGUUCACUAGUUCUGUCAAGAACAUUAUAUGUAAAGUAAUACUGACAAUUUUUCAAAAUGAAAUAAUAAAUGCAACCAUGCAACCUUGU